UUCGGAAGGCCUCCAACAGAUCUGCACACUAACAUAUUUCAGGACGGUCAGUCAGUGAUACAGAGAUAAAAUUUUCAUUCAAGGAUUUUUCUCGCAAGUGACUGCUGUAAAUUUCGUAGGAUUAUUGGUUUGCUCAUUCUAUUUCACUGGGUAUAUGUUCUAUAUGGAAAAGUUGUUUGAAAUGGUGAUCCUAAUAACAAUUAUUUUUGUAUUUCUUAGCUUUGCUUCAGCUCUACAACUAGAAGGGCUUUCCACAAAAAAACCGAGAAUUACGAAGUAUACAUUUAAACCAACCGUAAGUUCUGCUACAGCAGUUCCGUCUUCAUUGUCACUUUACCGACUAAAUGGAACUAGUGGGACAACAUGCAUCUUGAUACAAACCGAUGGUCUUCUCAGUAUCCAAUAUCGUGAUAAAUAUGGCGAGGAUAAGGAGGCUGACACAUUUAUGCCUGACCAAAUGGACAUUUCUGGGGAAUGCUGGGAGGAUGAAUCCAAAAUCACGCUUGGUUGGAAGGGUUUUUUGUUGAACAUAUAUUUUUCAAAGACUCCAGGAGGAGAGAGGUGGUAUGUCAAUAGUAUAGACAUAUCGUAUUCAUCUUCAAAUAAUAUAUUUGAACACAUCGAUCGCCCUGGAUUGGACGUUAAGCUAUCCACAUCUCCAGGAACACUGUUAUUCCCAACACCAGUUGGUAAAUCUUAUACGUGUGAUCAAGAAGUCGUCAUCACAAUGUUUUCACAGGAUGAAAAUGACAAAUCUGGUCACUUAGCUAAACUUUUUUUGAGAGAACUAAGAAUGCAAAGCUUCAUGUAUAAAUCGUCCAACUUAUGGGGACCAACAUUUCAAUGUAGUGCUACAGGCACAUAUCGUGAUGAGACCGCACCUAUCGCUGUUGGUUCUACGUUAGCUGUUGCUACUGUGUGCACUGUUGUUGGAUAUGGACUGUGGAGAUAUUUCAAGGUUAAAAAAUUUCAAUAUGGAACAAUGGCUUAAGCUGAUGUGAAUUCUUGGAAAUACUAUUAGGAUACUAUCGAAUGCGGCCAAAUUCGUCUUAGCCAGUUCCUAUUGGAUUAGACAUUUCGUUGGCUCAUUGGCUGUUAUCAGACUAUUACACAUAGGAACUGGUUAAAUGUCAGCUGUCACGGCAAUCUUUCCAAUACAUACAUAAACAACUAUAUCGUAUCGUCCUUAUACGAAUUCGUUAAUUUAGAAGUAAACUACAGUAAUAAGAUUAUAAAUAUUUACUGAUCUAGUGCGUAACUUGUUGUAAUGGUGCGAAACCUUAAAAUGAGAAACAUUGCGAAAAAAUAAGUCUUCCAUUUUUAUUUAAAAAAUGUUAGUAAAUAAUGAUGAUGCAAUUAGUAUAGUCAAGCUUUAUCAUGUAGUACGCGAACGUUACAAGUUAUAAAAAUAAUUGAAUGUUUUGUUUCAUCACACUGAAACAUUGUAAAUAAUAUCAAGUCAUUUUCUACUAUAUUGUAAAUGUGUAAAAUACUACACUAAUCAGUAUUUUGAAUUCCAUGUUUAAAUCCUCGUGCACUUUAUCUGAAUAUAACAAAUUUAUUUCGAAUU
Topomyia yanbarensis is the source of this 1570-nucleotide messenger RNA. RefSeq lists its product as uncharacterized. The coding region runs from base 155 to 991 and encodes 278 amino acids. Lineage: Eukaryota; Metazoa; Arthropoda; Insecta; Diptera; Culicidae. The record is from RefSeq and is a predicted model, not a curated record. Gene Ontology annotation, cellular component: membrane. The transcript has 7 exons.